GUUUGUCAGAAUUCAGAAUAUCAAUUCUCAAGUCGUGCUUUAUUAUAAAUAAUUAAGAUUUAUUAUAAUAAAGCCCAGAUUCCUCAAUUUUCUUACUUAAUUUCGCAAUAACAUCGCGUUUGGCUCUAUGGCCGAGAAGAAGGAGGCUAUGGAAACCCAUGGAGAGGAAAACUGUUCUCUCUCCAUCGAGUUUGAGGUUAUGGCGGUUUUUAAUAGGUUAUGUCCAUGGUCGCGAUGAACGUAAACAAGCUGCUAUCCGCACCGAUCAGGGAGGUCAGUCGGCGAAUCUACGAGGGCACGGCUCGUCCGUCUGACAUCUGCGAGGCAUCUGUCAAAUUGGCCUCGCUCGUCAAACCCCUGAACGCUUACAUCACCGUGACGAGCGACGUCGCGGGCGAGCAAGCGAGCGAUGCCGACGCGAGGCAACGACUGGGCUCCCUGCUGGGACAGCUCGACGGCAUCCCCGUCGCCGUCAAGGACAACUACUGCGUCGCGGGCGCGCCCGCGACCUGCGCGUCGCGGAUGCUGGCCGACUUCUCCCCCGGUUACGACGCCACGGUCUACGAGAGGCUCAGAAAGCAAGGGGCCGUCCUCAUCGGCAAGACUAAUCUCGACGAGUUCGCCAUGGGCUCCGGCACGGUGGAUUCCUUUUACGGCCCGACCAAGAAUUUGUGGGGCUCGGAUGUGCUCUCGCAGUUUUACGAGUCGAAUGGCUCGUCGAUCGCAGAAUGGAAGCUACGCAACAAAGAUGCGUGGUGCAUAGCAGGUGGCAGCAGUGGAGGUUCUGCAGUUGCGGUAGCCACGGGUACUUGUUACGCAGCAUUGGGCUCUGAUACUGGUGGUUCUACUCGCAAUCCUGCGUCUUAUUGUGGUCUAAUUGGCUUAAAGCCAACCUAUGGUUUAGUGUCACGUUACGGCCUGAUCCCGUUGCUGAAUUCGAUGGAUGUGCCUGGCAUUCUGGCGAGAACAGUAGACGAUACUGUAUUAAUUUUGAACGCCAUAGCCGGGCCUGAUCCGGCAGAUUCCACCACUGUACAAAGGGAAUACGUGCCGAUCAACUUACCUAAAACGAUAGACGUUAGUAACCUCAGGAUCGGGAUACCAAAGGAAUACGGAGUGCAAGGCAUAAGCGAGGAGGUCCAGGCGUGUUGGAACGAGGUCUCUCGUCAUCUGGAAGAAGCUGGAGCUAAUAUCGUCCCGGUGUCUUUACCGCACACCGACUACUCCAUCGUAUGUUACUCCGUUUUGAAUCGAUGCGACGUAGCCAGCAACUUGGCCUGUUACGACGGGAUAGAAUACGGUCACAGGGCCGACGAGUGCGGCUCCGCUCACGAGUUGUACAAGAGAACCAGGUCGGAAGGCUUUAACGACGUGGUGAAAGGUCGUAUACUGGUCGGGAAUUACUUUCUCCUGGCGGAGAAUUACAAGGAGUAUUACGUCAAGGCGAUGAAGAUGCGUAGAUUAAUUGCGCAGGACUUUGACGUUGUGUGGAACGGUAAUAUAGAUCUUCUGCUGACCCCGACCACGUUAACCGAGGCGCCGACUUACGACGAGUUUACGCAGCUGGACAAUCAGACGCAAUGCUUAAUUCAGGAUCACUGUACGCAACCCGCCAAUAUGGCCGGUUUGCCUGCAAUUAAUGUGCCUAUCAAGCUCUCUCGAAGAGGUCUACCUUUGUCCUUGCAAUUAAUGGCGCCACUCUUUCACGAACAGAGGCUACUCACCGUGGCAAAGUGGAUCGAGCAGAUCGUGCGAUUCCCAAGACUCGAACUGAAAAAUUCAUGUUUAUUAGAUUAAAGUAGAUUUUUCUAAACGUCAUAGGUAUAUACAGGGUGUCCGAUAGGAAAUUAUUGAAAUUAGCUGUCAGUUUUUAAUGCAUGCUGUUACUGAGAAAACAAAAAUUGUGUUGGCAAGUGGAAAGUGUACACUUUUUAAUAGAUAUAACUAAAAUGUUUGUAUACUAGUUUAUUUUACUGAUAAAAAGUAAUAAAAAAAA
Molecule: messenger RNA, 1996 nt
Organism: Nylanderia fulva
Lineage: Eukaryota; Metazoa; Arthropoda; Insecta; Hymenoptera; Formicidae
Gene: GatA
Product: glutamyl-tRNA(Gln) amidotransferase subunit A, mitochondrial
Biological process (GO): glutaminyl-tRNAGln biosynthesis via transamidation; mitochondrial translation
Cellular component (GO): glutamyl-tRNA(Gln) amidotransferase complex; mitochondrion
Molecular function (GO): glutaminyl-tRNA synthase (glutamine-hydrolyzing) activity
Source: RefSeq, a predicted model, not a curated record